Molecule: messenger RNA, 4788 nt
Organism: Equus caballus (horse)
Lineage: Eukaryota; Metazoa; Chordata; Mammalia; Perissodactyla; Equidae
Gene: ZNF641
Product: zinc finger protein 641
Biological process (GO): regulation of DNA-templated transcription
Source: RefSeq, a predicted model, not a curated record
GGCGGCGGGUGGGGGCCCGGUCCCCCAUGGGGGCGGGUAGGAGCAUCGACGCGGCCUCCGGGUCGCUGUCUUCCCCGGGGGUCCGUCCCACUGACAUUCUGUGCCCGCCCCUCGCCCUGUCUCCCCGUCCCCAUCGUCGCUGUCAGGCCCCGCGGGUCCCCGCCGCUGUCACUCGCGCACAGGUUACCCCGCGGCUCCUUUCUCUCCACUUGCUCAUGCCCCAGUUCACGGGAAACCUGUUUUCUGACCUCACUUCCCCUGCUCCGGCUCUGCCUCUCUCGGAUUCUCUGAAAUCUGACCCUCUCCAGGGGCACUGUGACAAGAAGGAGGGAAGAAGCAACCUUACUCCGGAGCAGGCGCCCGUCCCGCCCACGCCCCAGCCGGGGCAGGGGCCGGGGUUCUGUGACAGAGCGCCGCUCGUCCCUGUGCCCUUGGGCUCCUCAUUCCCAUAGCAGGGCCCUGUCUCCGUCCUACAGCGCUCGCGGCAAAAACUAACUUCUGCAGGUGCCUUGCGCCCAGAUAAGUGAGGAAAGAGGGGAAAUGAACGCCCGAGAACCCCGCCUCCAGUAGGCCUUGGAUCAUCCUGGAGCCAGGAGAAACCAGGUCACAGUUUGGGUUUGCAGCAAAAAUGCUUUCAGAACAGACAGCAGCCCUGGGGACAGGAUGGGAGUCAAUGAAUGUCCAGCUGGAUGGAGCAGAGCCCCAGGUGGAAAGGGGAACCCAGGAAGAGGGGCCAUGGAGAACAGCCCCAGAGCCCCUGGAGCACCUGUGCUGUGAUCUUGAAGAGGAGCCCCAGUCCCUUCAGGAGAAGGCUCAGUCUGCUCCCUGGGUUCCUGCCAUUCCCCAGGAGGGGAGCACUGGAGACUGGGAGAUGGCAGCGGCACUUCUUGCAGCUGGAUCACAGGGCCUGGUAACCAUCAAGGAUGUGUCACUGUGCUUCUCUCAGGAGGAGUGGCGGAGCCUGGACCCCUCUCAGACAGACUUUUAUGGAGAAUAUGUCAUGCAGGAAAACUGUGGGAUAGUGGUUUCUCUAAGAUUUCCAAUUCCCAAACUGGACAUGCUUUCUCAAUUAGAAGGAGGGGAAGAACAAUGGGUCCCUGACCCCCAGGACUUAGAGGAGAGGGACAUCCUGAGGGUCACAUAUACAGGAGAUGGAAGUGAGCAUGAGGGGGAUACCCCUGAACUAGAAGCAGAACCUCCCAGAAUGUUAUCUAGUGUGUCCGAAGAUACUGUGCUCUGGAACCCAGAGCAGGAUGAGAGCUGGGAUUCCAUGUCCAGGAGCUCCAGAGGAAUGCUCCUAGGCCCACCUUUUCUUCAGGAAGAUAGCUUCUCAAACCUUCUGUGUAGCACAGAGAUGGAUUCCCUGUUAAGACCGCACACAUGCCCCCAAUGUGGGAAACAGUUUGUGUGGGGCUCCCACCUUGCCAGGCACCAGCAAACACACACUGGGGAGAGGCCCUACAGCUGCCUCAAGUGUGAGAAGAGCUUCGGGCGAAGACAUCACCUGAUCCGGCACCAGAAAACCCACCUACAUGACAAGCCCAGCAGAUGCUCUGAGUGUGGCAAGAAUUUCCGAUGCAACUCCCAUCUGGCCAGCCACCAGAGAGUGCAUGCUGAAGGCAAAUCCUGCAAGGGCCAAGAGGUUGGAGAGAGCCCUGGGGCUAGGAAACGGCAGCGCGCCCCACCAGCACCAAAGUGCCAUGUGUGCACCGAGUGUGGGAAGAGCUUUGGCCGACGGCACCACCUGGUGAGACACUGGCUGACUCAUACAGGGGAGAAGCCCUUUCAGUGCCCUCGCUGUGAGAAGAGCUUCGGCCGUAAACAUCACCUGGACAGGCACCUGCUGACCCAUCAGGGACAAAGUCCCCGGAGCAGCUGGGACAGAGGGACAUCUGUCUUUUGAAAUCUGUUUCUGCUGCAGCUGUGGUCACAUCUGUCAGCUGGUGCUAUCAGGAGUCUCUGCCAGAGCUGCCCCUCUUCUGCACCUCAGUGGCCAGAUUCAUAAGCCCUGGCCCCAUCCCUAGAAAGAUGAGGUUUCGGUUUGGGCCAGAGCGUUUCUCACCAGUUUUGUGAGAUACCACAUAAAAUAGAAUCCUUUGGGCAAAACUUUUGGGAAACAAGUGCUUACAUGGGCUGAUAUUCAGCCUGAGCCCAUUCUCAAGGGUACAGUGGUACUAGCAAUUUAUGACUGAGGUCCAUUCUGAUUGGAGCCUAUGCCAUACCAGUUGUUAAAUAUUUUGAGUAUCACAUUUGUAUACCAUAACUUUUAUAUUCUCUCUAUAUGUAGAGAGAGAGAGACUCUACUGGCAUAUUAAAGGCUCUGAAAACUUAUGCAGCAGAACAAAUUGUUAAGCCUCCUUUAAUGCAGUGUUUCCUAAAUUUAUUUGACCUCAGUAUCCUUUCUAUCUCACAUCCCACAGAACUGGUGACUCCAUGAAACACUCUGGUGAACACUGGGUUAGAGAGUAAUGAGGAAACAGGAAAAAGAUAGUGAUCAGGCACCCAGAGCCCCCUUUUUAUAUUCAAAUGAAAGCCAAGGGGCAGACCUCAUUCCUGGGUGGGUCUAUCAUCCUUACUCCAAUCAUCCAAAUAUAUAUCCACACCUCUCACCCCCACCUGCUGAAAAAUAGAAUAACCUUUUCACCCCCUAUUCCUGUUCCCUUCAUCCUGCACAUACAUAUAUCCAGCAGAGAGAUCACACUACAAUGCUAAGAGAUGACCCUUAUACCCACAAGUAACCCAGGCCCACACAGAAGAAAAAAACUUUAUCCCCUUGAACAGACCCCUCUCCUCUUGACUGUGUCUUUAUGUGUCUAUGUGUAUCUUUGUGCAGGGUCUUUGAAGAGAGCAUGCAAAGUGCAUACUGUACAAGCUAGAUUUUCUAGCGGUUGUGUUCUGGGGAUGAGGGUAGUAGGGAUUGUAUGGGGUUUUUUUGUUUUUGUUUCAAGAUAGGAAGUAACCUGAGCGAUGAUUAAGGGAGCCCUAGUGGAAAGGGUUAAGUGGUGGGUUAUGUUGUGGGCGUCGAGGUAUAAAGCCUUCCCCAGUAUCACUGAGGUCAAGGCAACUGUGGAUAUAUAUGUCUACAUCUGACUCUCUGGGCUACAGAUUCUUUUUGCCUGGGAGGAAGGAGAAAGAGACAUCCUCAGUAAGGCAAGCUUUUUCUUGAUUUCAAGCAAAGUGCAUAUAGAAGCUUUGUGUCGAGUGGGGUUUUUGUCUUGUUUUAAGUGCUGGGAAAUGAGGGCAGGAAUCAUAGUUGCAGGUUGUUGUCAUCACUCUCGUUUGACCUUGAUUGCCUCAUCAAGGGAGCAGAGUUAUUCUUGAGGAUCUCAUUCUCCCAGAAACAGAACUUUGGGGGAAAUGGCUAUGGUUUAGCUUUUCAGCUGGUGCAGGGUAAUGAGCUUUCUGGUUGGUUGUCCUCCCAAUUCUGGGAAGAUGUCCACUCUAAGACUGUUAACUCCAGGACUUGCAUAAGUGUUGUAGCAUCUGUUAGUUGAUGAGUUGGUCAUUGUUUCUCUUUAUUGAUGAUGUGUUAAUACCAGUCUUAUAAUUUAAAAGUUACCUCGUAUGUAGGAGCAGUUUGGGAUUGGGGGGGAGAAGAGCAAAGAGGAUGGAAGUGGGAUAUUUUUUCUUUAAUGCUUAGAUUCUGGGUUUUCAUUAACAUGCUUAUUUCUCAACCACAACUGGUCAAUUAAACAGGCAAGAGGAAGUGAGCUGCAACAACCUAGUUCAAUGACUGUCCCAUUUGCUUAGGAAAAACUGGGUGAAUCACAGCUCCUCAGUCCUGGACCCAGAUGGAGCUGAAAAUAGGAUUAUUUUGCUGACUGGGCCUCUUAGAUUGGAUAUUACUUGAGCAACCCAGCACCCACCUCCCUUCUGCUGCUCAGAGCGGCCUUCCCUCUUUGCCUGGAACAUACUUCUCUUGCUGUGUUCCUAGGAAUAGAGCAAAAUGGCCAGGCUUUUAUGGUGGCCUUGUCCUAGAUCCUCAGAGACAGAAGCGUUUUAGGAUCAGUAUUAGGAGAUGCCCCAAGUAAGAGGAAAGUAAUGGAUUCCAGUGGUAAAACUGGACUAUGCCAUUUCUUUUACCCUCCCACUAUGCCUCAAUUAAUUAAUGCAAAUCAUCUAUAUGUAAGCAAUGGUUCAGAAUCUGUUUUGGGUUACAGACCCUUUUGAGAAUCUGAUAAAAAUCAUAAACUCACUUUGGAGAAAAAUACAUAUUAGCAAUUUGCUGCAUUUUGCAUACACAUUUAGCAGGUUCAGAGCCCAUCCGUGGAAUCACUAAACUGAGGUCAAAGAAAGGAAGUUACCCUGACCCAGUAUGGUCAUUAUAUAUAUUUGUGUCAAGAAUUACAAGGCAAGGAUCACUAAAUAUUUUAAGGACUAAGAUACAGAGGCAGUAGGGUAUAAGAAUAGUCUGGUCUUUAAUGACUAAAUGGUAUUGCUUACAUUCUACUCUGUUUUUUAAAAAAAGAUAUGACAUGCUGACAAAUGCAGCUCCUCACAAACCUUGUUUUAAAGACUCGUGGGAGGUGACUCUCCAUACUAUCAGAUCACACCUCUUAAUAAGCAGAUGAUAACCUCCAGCCUUUGAUGUGUUUUAGUAAUUGUCAGGGUAGAAAGUGAAGGCCCCAAGAGUAGGUACGUAGCACCCAACUGAAAGGUAUCGAGGAGUCUAAGGGCCUUCUGCAGAAGGGGCAUCCCUUUAGGUCAUUUCUCGUGUACUUCUGUCUUCUCUACCUCGGUCCAACACCACUUCCCUUGGACAAAAAAUAAAAUAAGCAACAGCCAUUA